Molecule: messenger RNA, 594 nt
Organism: Glycine soja
Lineage: Eukaryota; Viridiplantae; Streptophyta; Magnoliopsida; Fabales; Fabaceae
Exons: 1
Coding region: 1-594 (197 amino acids)
Source: RefSeq, a predicted model, not a curated record
AUGCCGUUGUACUCUAAGUUUUUAAAAGAUAUGCUCACAUGGAAGAAUAAGUACAUUCACAGUGAAAACAUCAUUGUGGAAGGAAACUGCAGUGUUGUAAUUCAGAGGAUUCUUCCACCUAAGCACAAAGAUCCUGGGAGUGUGACUAUUCCGUGUGCAAUUGGUGAUGUUUCUGUUAGCAAGGCUCUUAUUAAUUUGAUGCCACCUUCAAUGUGCCGGAGGCUUGGAGAGUUGGUGAUAAUGCCGACUAGGAUGACUUUACAGUUAGCAGAUCGCUCCGUCACCAGACCCUAUGGAGUAAUAAAAGAUGUUUUGGUUCGAGUCAAACACCUUAUCUUUCCUGCUGACUUUGUGGUAAUGGACAUAGAGGAAGAUACAUAUAUUCCCUUAAUUUUGGGAUGUCCAUUUAUGGCUACUGCAAGCUGUGUAGUAGACAUGGGAAAGAAGAAGCUAGAAAUGGGUAUUGAAGAACAAAAGAUUAGCUUUGAGAUAUUUGAUGAAGAAAGGACAUUGCUGGACCAGAAUGUUUGUCUAGAGGUCAAGGAGAGCGAAGAGAAGGUUUUGAAGGAGAGAACCAAGAUUGAUCUGGGUUGA